UACGGUGGCCCACAACUGUCACGGCAAAACAAAAAGUCACGGCACUACAAACUUUACUCACGGCAAAACUAAAUUAACUCACGGCAAAACAAAAUUAACUCACGGCAAAACAAAAUUAACUCACGGCAAAACAAAAUUAACUCACGGCAAAACAAAAUUAACUCACGGCAAAAUAAAGAAAACGAGUUGGUCAGCGGUUGGUCAGCGGUUGCUAUUUGCAUUUGAAAUGGAUUGUCGUGUAACAAUAACACAAUACUCGCUCGGAAACCGCCAUUUUUCGAGUUCAUCAUGUUUUGCUCCGCGUGUGGUUCGGUAGUAGAUGAAGAUGCAAACUUUUGUAAAAGCUGUGGUAAAGACCUAAGGCUAGAAGAUUCAAGUGAAGAAGAAGACUCUAGCAAUGAAGUUGAGGUGGAGAUUGACGAGGAGACCAUUAUCAAAUAUUAUUUUCAACGCGGUUUUAGUUAUGAAGAAAUCAUUCAUUUCCUUGCUAAGCGUCAUGACCAUGAAAUAAGUAAGAGCACACUUUUAAGGCGAUUGAAGACAUAUGGACUCAAGAGAAGGAGUUUUUUCAAGGCGAAUGAUUCUGGUGAGGUUUUAGAGGCAGUUAGAAAACGUAUCCUUGAGAUUAUCCAUGGACCUGGAUCAUGUGGCGGAUACAGGACGGUAUGGCACACCUUAAAGAUGGAAGGUUUGCAUGUUCCUCGUAUAAUAGUUCAAGAUAUAUUAAAAGAGGUAGAUCCAGAAGGUUGUCAGUUGAGGAAAGCUCACCGGUUGAAGAGGAGGACUUAUCAUUGUCUUGGGCCAAAUGAUACUUGGCACAUGGAUGGUUAUGACAAACUGAAGCCCUUUGGGUUUUCCAUACAUGGAGCCAUAGAUGGCUUCAGAUGGAAAAUAUUAUGGCUUGAGGUUACCAGGUCCAACAACUCACCAGACAACAUUGCCACUUACUUCUUAAGUACUGUAAAAGAAUUGAAGGGGUGCCCUAGACAGCUAAUUACAGAUCUUGGCACUGAAAACGGAUUGGCAGCAUCAAUGCAGUCUUAUUUUCAUGAUGAUGCUGAUGCCCACCGUUAUGUCUCGUCACCUAGAAACCAAAGAAUUGAAGGGUGGUGGUCAUUUUAUUCACGGAGCAGGUCAACAUGGUGGCGCAAUUUUUUUCAAGAUUUAGAAUUUAAGGGUGUCUUAGACUCUUCUUCUGAAUUAAGUAUGGAAUGUUUGUGGAACUGUUUUGCGCCAGUUAUCCAGAAAGACCUAGACAUUGUUAAAGAACACUGGAACAGCCACAGAAUUAGGAAAAGUAGGCACAACACAGUCCCUGGUAGACCUGAUUCACUAUUCUAUUUGCCUGAGUUUCAUGGGGCUGUUGGAAACCUUCUGCUCAACGUUCCUCAGUUUGAAAUUGACUAUGUAUCUCAGCACAUAAUUCAGAGGAGAAGUGGUAAUGAAUAUCAAGAUUACUUUGAUUAUGCUAGAAUUGCCCUUGGAAUCAGCCUUCCAAACGACUGGCAAGAGGCAGAGAGACUUUAUCGCAAACUUUUAACCGUAGCUGUAAAUGGUGCAUAAUUGCCAAAAUUCAGUCUAAGAUUGCUUAAGAUAUUGUUAGACAUUUCUCAUUUUAAGCAAGUUAUGUCUUGUUUUUUUGUCCCAAAACCACACCAACUGUCACUUGGUGUUAACAUUACUGUACAGUAUAUCAGCCAUUGAGUCAAUCAGUAAAGGUUACUGCUUGGUUAAAAAAAUAUAUAUAUUAUCAAAGAAAAGCGACUCAAGAAGUCUUCAUCGUCAAAAUAUAACAUUAACUUAAGUAUUUUAUUGAUCAAAUUGAUCUCCAAGACUUUAUGAAAACUGUAUUUGUGUUAUCAUUAACCAGAAGAUGAGGCUACUCUUGUUAAUGAAAGAAAUGCACUGAAGAACAUUGUUGUAACAGACAUAAGGUCAUAUGAACAUGUAUGAUUAGGAAUCUCAAAAACCUUAUCAAUUUUCAAAGUUGA
This is a messenger RNA of Stylophora pistillata, 1991 nucleotides long. RefSeq lists its product as uncharacterized. Lineage: Eukaryota; Metazoa; Cnidaria; Anthozoa; Scleractinia; Pocilloporidae. Gene Ontology annotation, biological process: DNA integration. The record is from RefSeq and is a predicted model, not a curated record.